Onychomys torridus (southern grasshopper mouse) is the source of this 1233-nucleotide messenger RNA. RefSeq names its product biphenyl hydrolase like (gene Bphl). Lineage: Eukaryota; Metazoa; Chordata; Mammalia; Rodentia; Cricetidae. Bases 52 to 927 code for a protein of 291 amino acids. The record is from RefSeq and is a predicted model, not a curated record. The transcript is spliced from 7 exons.
GGCAUCCAGCUGGGCGCACGCGCAUUUCGCGAGGAGGUGCGACCUGAAACUAUGGCGACUGCAGCGGUCCACCCUGCGGCCCUGCGGCUGCGGCUGCUCCUCUCGCCCCUGAAGUCCAGGAUCCCGGUGCUCCUGGCGGAGCCAGCAGCCGCCUUCCGCACUGCAGUGACUUCUGCCAAGGUGGCUGUGAAUGGUGUUCAUCUGCAUUACCAGCGAACAGGAGAAGGGGAUCAUGCAGUUCUCCUGCUUCCUGGGAUGUUGGGAAGUGGAAGCACGGACUUUGCACCACAGCUUCAGAGCCUAAAUAAGAAGCGCUUCACAGUGGUGGCCUGGGACCCUCGAGGAUAUGGACAGUCCAGGCCCCCAGAUCGAGACUUCCCACGGGACUUUUUUGAAAGGGAUGCAAAGGAUGCUGUUGACUUAAUGAAGGUGCUGCAGUUCAAGCAGGUCUCCCUGCUGGGCUGGAGUGAUGGGGGCAUAACCGCACUCAUUGCUGCUGCGAAGUACCCAGCUUACAUCCGCAAGAUGGUGAUCUGGGGAGCGAAUGCCUAUGUCACUGAGGAAGACAUCAGGAUUUACCAGGGUAUCCGAGAUGUUUCUAAAUGGAGUGAGAAGGCAAGGAAACCUCUGGAAGCCCUAUAUGGAUAUGACUACUUUGCCAAAACCUGUGAGAAGUGGGUGGAUGGCAUAAACCAGUUUAAACAUUUGCCAGAUGGUAACAUCUGUCGGCACUUGCUGCCCCUGGUCCAGUGCCCAACCCUCAUCGUGCACGGGGAGAAGGACCCAUUGGUCCCACGUUUUCACGCUGACUUCAUUCACGAGCAUGUGAAAGGGUCACGGUUGCACCUAAUGCCAGAAGGCAAACACAAUCUGCAUUUACGUUUUGCAAACGAGUUCAACAAGUUGGCAGAAGACUUUCUACAAUGAAAUUACAAGAAGCUUUUGGUUUCUGGGUGAUGCUGUACAAGGAUCAUGGCCUUGUCUGUUACCAGGAUGCUCCAGAAUGCCUUCCUUGCCUUUCUCCCCAGUUCACACACCUGCCAGGCUUUCUCUUCUCCCCAUGAUAUGACUCUAUGCAAGCAGAAAAAUAGCAUACCCAAGUCAGGUUAUAGUCUUAAUUACUGCAAAAAAUGAGUAUUGGCAUUUUUAACAUUAAAUUAUGAGUUUCUAUCAUUGUCAUAAAAGUAAAUUCUUACCAUAAUUUAUUUUCAAAUAAAAUUUAUGUGAAACCUU